AUGGAUUUGGCCCAGAAAGAAAGUGCUACGGUCUCAGUGACUGCAGAAAAGAAUGACGAAGCCCCAAUCCCUGCGAUCAUGUACGGCACAUUAGCUGUGAAGGGUCAGAGCAGAAUCCCUUACGAUUUUAACUACUACGGAGACUUCUACAUUCUUAGUUCAGAUCAAUAUAGGAAAACCACUGAUGGCCUAGUCCUUCCACCUCAGGAUUCAGACCCCUUUCGAUUUAUGGAUUUGCCUGCCGAGGUUCGAAAACUCAUCUUCGAACUCAUCGCCUCUACUCUUCUCUGUUUCGACUCUGCCUUGAAAACUUAUGUCAACCAUGUCAAAAUUGAGAAGCAUAUCGUGGAUCUCUUUGGGAAACCCCGCUAUGGAUGUCAAUAUGAAGAUUGGGUUGAGAAAUAUAUGGAUGAUCACAGGGCCACCAGUGGUUUACCAAUGCAAUAUUCGGCAGAGCAACAAUCCAAAAUGCUUUCUGAAUAUGACAGAUAUGUAAUGCAUAUCUACGAAGACCACCCGGACAGAAACAAAUAUGACAUGGAAAUUGCCGAUCACUGGCUGCUGCCACCAAACGCAACCCGCCAGGAACUCAGCUGCGAAUUCCUCGAGUGGUUUCGAAAAUUACUACACGUUAGUGCGCAUUUUAGAUUGAAGCUUGGUUCUGUGAUAUGGGCAAGAUCUUGUAUACAUUUUUGUGGCGACAUCGAUGAGUUGGUAUUAGGUCACUUCCUGAAAGCAAGGCCAGGAAUAUCAGAGGGAAUCAAAGAGCUUGUGAUUACUGUGGGAGAUAAUGAUGAACUUUCAUUUCUGGAGAACGUCACCGACAAGUCAAAGGAGGCCGAUACAGCUAACUUUAAGGCUUUAAUGAAAUUAGUCUCACAGAAAUUGACUUUGGAAUACUUCACUUUACGCAUUGGCGGUACAAAGGGUAGACUAAUGGCUCUUGCAGCAGGAGAAGGUCCUUUGGAGGUCUUGACCAGCAUCAGAGAACUCCAAGUUACCAAGAACUUUUAA
This is a messenger RNA of Sclerotinia borealis F-4128, 1014 nucleotides long. NCBI's taxonomy places the organism in Eukaryota, Fungi, Ascomycota, Leotiomycetes, Helotiales, Sclerotiniaceae. The record is from the annotation of a GenBank genome assembly.